GUCUGAUCUCGUUUCGAUACAUAUUGCCAACACAACAACAUGGGAGGCGAGAGGGGAAUGGGAAGAGCAUCGACCUCAACCUCUACCCCUGCGCACAUUCCAAAGGACAAAUCAAAAUGUUUUCGUCAAAGGGAGGACCUAUGUUCUACAAACAAUCUCCUUCCUCUCGAUCCUUUCAACCCUCCAAAAACAACAACAAACAACCACCACCGUCUCAGCCCCAAAAUGACAAGGCCGAGGAUGCUACGACCGCAACUGAUACCGACAACAAGCCACCACCGUCUCCAGAAAACAACGAUGCUCCCCGAGAAGAAUCAGAAACGACAAGAUACUCCAUCACCACCAUGGACGAAUUGGCGACCCAAGUCCACAAAAUCUCCCACGACAUCCGGUUGAGGUCGGUCAACGAGCUUCGCGAGGUUCUGUCGGACCGGGAGAACAAUGCGACCAUCUCCGAGGUCCUCACCGCCGCCCAACUACAAGCUAGAAUCGAGAUCAAGGACGAGCUGACCAGGCUCAAGGCCCGCACCACGCCCAGCCUCCACUGGCGUCUGGACCAGGUCAUGAGGACCGCCGACAACGUUCACAUCUCACAGAUUCCGCGCAUGCACAGCCUGCCACUGCUCGUCCUGUGGCACGGCGCAAAGUUCGUGCUCAGGCGACCGAUCCUCGCCGCCUUGAUAUUGGCCAUCUUGUUGACCAGCUCUAUGUUCGGACCUCCGAUCAAUUGAUGAAAUCUGGCCCCCGUACCAAAAACGAGUUAGGUGUGGAAAACCACCACGACCUCUUAUCUACCAUUACGCCAUCUACCAGGCCACACACGGGGCAAAGGAACCAAACU
Messenger RNA from Exophiala oligosperma, 841 nucleotides. RefSeq lists its product as uncharacterized. The record is from RefSeq and is a predicted model, not a curated record. Bases 117 to 731 code for a protein of 204 amino acids. The transcript has a single exon. Lineage: Eukaryota; Fungi; Ascomycota; Eurotiomycetes; Chaetothyriales; Herpotrichiellaceae.